Molecule: messenger RNA, 7474 nt
Organism: Neoarius graeffei (lesser salmon catfish)
Lineage: Eukaryota; Metazoa; Chordata; Actinopteri; Siluriformes; Ariidae
Gene: myom3
Product: myomesin 3
Exons: 37
Coding region: 201-4481 (1426 amino acids)
Molecular function (GO): protein binding
Source: RefSeq, a predicted model, not a curated record
UGUCUGUCCAGGAGGUCACCCUUUUUCUGUCUCACACACACACAGGGUGGAGCAGGGACAAAGACAAGCAAGAUUGAAAAAAUAAAUAAAUAAAUAAAUAAAUAAAUAAGAUUAAACCGAGGAAGUAAAACAGAAGAGAAAAACGAGGACACAUUGUGGAUCUAUUAAUCCAGCAGAUUUGCGCCUGACAAACGUUUAACAUGGCGGGUAAAAUAGUGACGUUCCGGUCCCAGGAGGAGGAGGAGAGACAGAUGUCUCACAGCAUGGAGUUGUCCUCGCAGAUCAAGAAAAAGAAAUUUAAAUCCAGUGAUGAAGAGGCCUCCCUCUCUGAGUUCUAUCCCAUCAUCCCUGGUGACAUCAUGUCUGUCAAAGAGAUUCUGACGGAGCCAAAGUUCCCACGCCACAGGACAUGGGAGGUCCUGAGGGAAACCAUGGAUCACGAUGAGCUCCGGGAGAGGGACCAAUGGACCAUGUUCGGUAAUGAGGCAGAAAAGGUGGAGAUCGAGGUAAUCAGGAACCAGCACAUGGUCCGUCAACGUAUGGACCGCAUGGUGCUGCGUAAAGAGGCAAAAAGGAAGAUUUCAACAUACCUGAAGUUUCUGGAUGAUUUGAGCAUGAAGACUCCAGAUUUUUCCAUUCCUCUUCGUCCCCACACCGUCUGGGAGGGAAUGGCUGUCAAACUGUCCUGCACUGUCGAGGGUUGUCCAUCACCACACAUUACCUGGUAUAAAGAUGGCAUUCCUUUGACAGCAUCUUCACAACCCUGGAACUACAAACUGCUACAGAAAUAUGGCCUCAACACUUUGGAGAUUAGAAGGUGUAGUGCUGCUGAUGCUGGAGAAUAUAAAGUGGUGGCCAAAAGCUCCUUAGGCGAGGCAACAACCUAUGCCACCCUUGUAGUGAACUUGAAGCGAGGCCUUGGGGCGGGAAUGAAACACACCCAGACUGUAAAAUCUGUAAUGGAGGAGGAGGCUUUGUUUGACACCACCUUCCAUCCAUCUUUUAUAAAAGAAGGAGACACUCUGACGCUGAGCUGCAGUUUUACUUUUCCUCUCCUUCCCUUCCAACAGGACGUGGCCUGGUUCAGAGAUGGAGUUCUUCUCCAUGCGUCUAGUCGGCUGGACAUCCACACGGCCCUGCGCUCCUCCACCCUCAGCCUGAAGGGCAUGCACAAAGAGCACGAGGGUCUUUACACCGUCCGCCUGCACACCCAAGACGGCAUCCGCGAACACAGCGCCUACAUUUAUGUCAAAGAUGGUCCUGCAGCAGUGCUCGGAGCUCCAGGUUCUCCACUCCACCUCGAGUGCUCUGAUGUGAACAGAGAUUAUGUGUUUCUCUCGUGGGAACCUCCCAGUGCUGAGGGAAGAAGUCCAGUGCAGGGCUACUUCAUUGAGAGGUGUGAGGUGAGCACGGGGAAGUGGGAGCGCUGUAACGAGCUGAUUCAGAAGCUGUGUCAUUACCCAGUUAUGGGUUUAAAGGAAAACACCAUGUACCAGUUCAGAGUAUGUGCCGCGAACAAGGCCGGCGUGGGACGGCCAUCUAAACUCUCCAACCCCAUCGUCACCUCUGACCCCAUGGAGCCCAGCAGAACUAUGGUGGUCAAGGUGGAUCGAGGCAGAGAGAUCGUGAUCACCAAGGACCAGCUGGAAAGUCAGAUCCGAGUCCCUUUCCCCCCAACUGAUGUGCGAGUGUGUGAGUUAAGUGACACAUAUGUUGUGAUGUGCUGGACUGAUCCAGAUCCACGGGGCAAAGAGUCGCUCACCUACUUUGUGGAGCGGUCCAUAGCUGGUAAGGAGAGCUGGCACCUGGCCAGCCUGGACAUGACAAUCAAUGCUACGAGGUUUGCUGCAUUCGACUUGCAGAAAGGGAUGGCCUACUGCUUCCGUGUGCGCUCUGUGAACAAAUAUGGCAUUAGCGACCCAUCAGAACCCAGCCAACCUGUCUCGCUUGGAGAAGCUCUCAGUGUCCCUGCUGCACCGCACUGUGUUCAGGCCAUUCCAGACACAGACAGGUCAAUCCUUCUCAUAUGGAAAGAACCAAAGAGCACAAAGGGAAUUCUGGGAUAUUACCUGUACUGCAAUGAGCUGGGGAGCCCAGAAUGGAGAACCGUUAACAACAAACCAGUCCAAAGUACCAGGUUCUUGGUGCACGGCCUCAAGACCAAUAAGAAGUACGUGUUCAGAGUGAAAUCAGUUGGCCGAGCGGGAAACAGCCACUACUCAGAUGAGUCUGAGCCAAUCUUGGUCCAGGCAGCGAAAUAUGCUCCAUCUGCCCCAUCUGCCAUUUCACUUCUUUACUGUACGGGCACUGAAAUGAUGAUUGGCUGGCGAGCUCCUGUCAAUAAUGGUGGAGAGCCAGUGCAUGGCUACUACCUGGAUCAGCGGGAAAAAUCACAGAGCAUGUGGCGCGAGGUCAACGUUAAAUCUGUCAAAGAGAGAGUGUACAAAGUUCCUGGUCUUCAGGAGGGGCAUUAUUAUCAGUUCCGUGUAAUAGCAGCCAACAUGGUCGGAAUCGGCAAACCAUCUGAACCAAGUGAGGCAUUUCUGUGUGAGAGGUGGACGAUGCCUGAACCUGGCUGCCCGUACGACCUGGAGUUGAGAGAGGUGCGGCAGGAAUCUCUGGUUCUGCUGUGGGCGGAGCCUCUGUACCAAGGUCAGUCACAAAUCACUGGUUAUAUUGUGGAGAUCAGUGAGGGGGAGGAGUCAGAGGACUGGACCACAGUGACCCAGGAACCAGUCACAGACAUAUACCUAAAGGUUUCAGGGCUGCAGGCAGGUCAGACAUACCGUCUCCGUGUGUGUGCCGUCAACAGUGCUGGAGUGGGAAGACCUUCUUUCCCCACAGAUCCCAUUACAGCCCAGACUGACCCAGCAUCCAGGGACAUCGAGAUUGGGGUUGAUAAUGAUGGCUUCAUCUUCUUGAGCUUUGAAACACCUGAGACCCUUGCCCAAACCCAGUUUGAGUGGACGAAGAACUAUAAAGAGGCUAUCGAUGCAGGACGAGCCCACUUGGAGACCAAGCAAAAUAAAUCUAUUCUCACCUUCGGUGCAGCUGCGGAGGAGGAUCUGGGCCUUUACACUGCGAAAGUGAUUGACAGGCCUGACAUCUCCUCCAGCUUUAAUUUCACUGCUGAAGAUCUGGAGAGACUCCGUGAAUUAAGCUGGCACAUCAGGAACCCACUUAUAGCGCUGCGCUCUGAGGGCUGGCAGGUGGACGUGUCGGAGCAAGGGAACGUGAGACUGUGGCUGCAGACGGAGCCCCUGUCCAACGCUGCAGAGCUACACAUGAUCCUCAAUGACCGAGAGAUCUCCUCCACACCGGCGCGUAAGAUCAACUUUGACAAAGCAAACGGUCUGGUGGAAAUUCUGUUUGACCAGCUUUCAAAGGAGGAUGAAGGCUCAUACACAGCACAGCUCAAGGACGGAAGAGCCAAGAACCAGUUCACUCUCGUCCUGGUGGAUGAAAAGUUCAGGCAAACCCUGGCCAAAUCACAGGCCAAGAGGCGGGACUGGAAGAGACGCUCAGGGCCUUAUUUUGAGGAGUUUUUGUCAUGGACUGUGACAGAGGACUGUGAGCUGAUUAUGAAGUGCAAGGUGACGAACAUGAACAAGGACACGAAGAUGAAGUGGUUUAAGGAUGGUGUAGAGAUCAAGCAGUUUGUGUAUGAGCCAUCUGGUGUGGGCACGCUUACCAUUCCACAGGUGACUAAGAAGGAAGCUGGCACGUACAGAGCUGUGGUGGCUGAUGGUAGAGGAGAGGAUGAGAGCAUUCUCGAGUUAACGGGCAAUGAGUUCGAGCGAUUGAUGCAGUGCCUGAGUAGAAAUGGUGCUCUCUCUGCUGGUCCCAUGAGGAUCGAGUCCACAGCGGCUGGUUUUAAGCUCUACUGCUCUCUGAAGUACUAUCUGAGCUACAUGAAAACCAGCUGGCACUUCAAAGAGAGGAGGAUCGAUCAAGACGAGAAGACCAAGCCUGGCAGCAGCAUGCAGAAGAUUUGGAUCGAGAUCUUAAACCCUACUGAAAACAACAAAGGGAAAUACACUCUGGAGAUGUUCGAUGGGCAGGAAACACACAAACGCUUUUUGGAUUUGUCUGGACAAGUUUUUGCAGAUGCUCUGCUGGAACAUCAGAGGCUGAAGCAGGUGGAAAUUGCUGAGAAAAAUCGUGCCAGAGUCACAAAGGGAUUACCAGAUGUGGUGGCCAUCAUGGAAGACAAGUCUCUGUGUCUGACCUGUUUCGCUGAUGGUGACCCCGUGCCGGAGAUGUUCUGGCUGAAGAACGACAGGGAGAUCGUCCCCGGAGGGCACUUUAGUGUGUCCAUUGACAAGAAGUGCACAACUCUCACCAUCCACUCAGUCUGUAUGGAGGAUUCAGGCAACUACAGCAUGUUUGUACGCAACAAGUACGGCUCACAGACGGCAAACGUGACCGUGAGUGUGUAUAAACAUGGUGAGAAGCCACGGGCCGAUGCAGUGGAGCUGUAAAGAUGAGCAAGACAUGAAUUAAUAAGAGGAUGCUGUGCUGGAGAAGUGUUAGCAAAUAUUUACAGUUCUAUUCAGCAAUCAUUUAAAGUCCAAAUUUGGGGUGGAAAGAUAUGAUACACUUACAGUAUGAUAAUAAAAUAUAACUUUUGGCUUUUGAAAAAGGACAGGAUCGAAUGCCAGCUCUGGAGUUAUUUAGUUCAGGAAACUACCGAGAAUAAUUUUAAAUUGAAUUGUUCUGAGGAUGACUCUUAUAUACUCAAAUCUGAUUAGUGUCAAAAAAGAAGGUGUCAAUUAAAAAGAAAAAUCUCUCUCACAUGAAAACCAUGAGGUGUUGGAAUAAAAAUUAGUCAACACCUGAUUUAAGGUGAGAAUAUCUGCCCUUUUGGGAGAAUUUAUUCACUAACAUUAUUUCUGCAAAUUGAGCUUCAAUUUUUUUUCCAGAACAUACAUUAAUAUUCAAUAUGUGGAACAUUUGUUUUGGAACAAGGGCACAAAGCAUCAUUACGCCAAAUUUAAGCCACUGUUGUCAAAAAACAUAAAAUCCAUAAUUGAAUUCCCUUUGGUGAGAAGGUAAAUUGUGCUAUAGUUAGAAAUGAAAUUAUGUUAGCCAGAGAUACAAUUGUGCUAGCUAGAGAAAUAAUUAUGCUAACAGUUAACAGGUAAAGUUAUGCUAGUUAGAUAUAUUACAGAGGCAUGGAAAAGUCUGGGCACCCUUACUGAAAAUGUGUGUUACCGUGAAUAGUUAAGUGAGCCGAAGAUGAACUGAUCACCAAAAGGCAUAAAGGUAAAGACGAUACAUUUCUUUUCAGCGUUUUCUGCAAGAUUUGUGUAUUACUUUUGUUUUGUACAAUUGGAGUGUGAAAAAAGAAAAGGAACACCAUGCAAAAGUUUGGGCACCCUAAUACAUUUGAGUUCUCAGGUAACUUUUACCAAGGUUCCAGACCUUAAUUAGCUUAUUGAGCUGUGGCUUGUUCAAAUUCUUGGUUAGGAAAGGUCAGAUGAUGCAGAUUUCAAAGCUGUAUAAAUUCUCUGACUACUCAAACUUGUCCCUAAAAUCAACAGCCAUGGGCUCCUCUAAGCAACUCCCUCGCAUUCUGAAUAAUAAAAUAAUUGAUGCUCACAAAGCAGGAGAAGCUACAAGAAUGUAGCAAAGUGUUUUCAGGUAGCUGUUUCUUCAGAUCAUAAUGUUAAGAAAUGGCAGUUAACAGAAACAGUGGAGAUCAAGGUGAGGUCUGGAAGAUGAAGAAAACUUUCUGAAAGAACGGCUCGUUGGAUUGCUAGAAAGGCAAAUAAAACCCCCUGUUUGACUGCAAAAGACCUUCAGAAAGAUUUAGCAGACCCUGGAGUGGUGGUGCACUGUUCUACUAUGCAGCGACACCUGAACAAACAUGACCUUCAUGGGAGAGUCAUCAGAAGAAAACCUUUCCUGCGUCCAAGCCACAAAAUCCAGCGUCUGAAGUUUGCAAAUGAACAUCUAAAUAAGCCGGAUGCAUUUUGGAAACAAGUCCUGUGGACUGAUGAAAUCAAAGUAGAACUUUUUGGCCACAAUGUGCAAAGGUAUGUUUGGAGAAGAAAGGGGGCCAAAUUCCAGGAAAAGAACACCUCUCCAACUCUGAAGCAUGGGUGUGGAUCGAUCAUGCUUUGGGGUUGUGUUGCAGCCAGUGGCACAGGGCACAUUUCAUUGGUCGAUGGAACCAUGGAUUCGAAUAAAUACCAGCAAAUUCUGGAAGCAAACAUCACACCAUCUGUAAAAAAAUUGAAGUUAAAAAGAGGAUGGGUCCUACAAUAAGAUGAUGAUCCAAAACACCUCAAAAUCUACAAUGGAAUACCUCAAGAGGCCCAAGCUGAAGGUUUUGCCCUGGCCCUCACAGUCCCCUGACCUAAACAUCAUUGAAAAUCUGUGGAUAGAUCUCAAAAGAGCAGUGCAUGCAAGACAGCCCAAGAAACUUGUAGAACUGGAAGCCUUUUGCAAGGACGAAUGUGUGAAAAUCCCCCAGGUAAGAACUGAAAGAUUAUUAGCUGGCUACAAAAAGUGUUUACAAACUGUGAUACUUGCCAAAGGGGGUGUUACUAGGUACUAACCAUGCAGGGUGCCCAAACUUUGUUUUGGGCCCUUUUCCUUUUUUGUAAUUUUGAAAAUGUAAAAGAUGAAAAUAAAAAACAUUGUUUUUGCUUAAAAUAUAAAAGGAAUGAGUCGUCUUUAACUUUAUGCCUUUUGGAGAUCAUUUCAUCUUCAACUUGCUUAACUGUUCACAGUAACAGCGAUUUUAACCAGGGGUGCCCAAACUUUUGCAUACCACCGUAUACUCACAUGUGCAGUGCAACAUUUUUUUAAUGAAUUAUUGAGAUUAUUUUAGAGCGGUACACAAGUCAGUUGAAGAAACAGUUAUGCUAAUUAGUUAUAUGGUUUUGGUAGUUAGAAUACAGUAAUGCUAGUCAGACAUACAGUGCUAAUUAAGAGAUACAGUUAUGUUAAUUUGUUUGAGAUACAGUUUUGGGAGUCAAAAUACAGUUAUACUAGUUAGAGAUACAGUGCCUUUGAGAGAGACAGUUAGGAUUGUCAAAGAAAGAGUGAUACAAGAUAAAGUUAUGCUAGUGGGACUUUUUUUUCCCACACAUGAUUAGAAGAGCACAAAGGGAGAGUUUCUCAAGGCUGAGCUCCUACAGCUACUCCACAUGAUUUUUUUAGAGUUUAAACCUCUCUCAACACAAAUACAUGUACAAUCCCCCAGCAAACCAUUAACAUCGUCAUUAUAGUUAAUGACUUCUUUCAAGGGUGGUAUGGUGGUGUAGUGGUUAGCGCUGUCGCCUCAUAGCAAGAAGGUCCGGGUUUGAGGCCGGUGAGGGCCUUUCUGUGUGGAGUUUGCAUGUGUUCCGGUUUCCCCCACAGUCCAAAGACGUGCAGGUUAGGUUAACUGGUGACUCUAAAUUGACCGUAGGUGUGAAUGUGAGUGUGAAUGGUUGUCUGUGUCUAUGUGUCAGCCCUGUGAUGA